AUGGUAUCAAACAUUACCACUCCUCUGAGUGAGACGAUUGAGAUACCCGUUCGAUCUGGCCUUGGAUUCAAACUUGAGAAAGGUCAAUUUCUGACAGUCAUCGAUCCAAAGGGAGGACAAGUAUCCGACCUCCUAGCUUACAACGCUCAAGACCCAAAAGAGGUCAUAUCUUCAGGUCGCACAUUAGACUAUGCAAGCCGGAUAUUCCUCACAACGCCAGACCCAUUGUACUCGAAUCGAAGCAACGUGAUGCUCCGUAUCGUCGAGGACACAUGUGGACGACACGAUUUCCUACUCACUCCGUGCAGCAAAGAUACCUUCCGAAUCAUCUACGGAGACAAGGAGCCACAUCAAGGGUGCUUUGGAAACUUAGCUGAAGCAUUACAGCCUUUUGGAAUUGAUGCGGACUGCAUACCUGUCGCGUUUAACUGCUUCAUGAAUGUUCGGGUAGAUGGGGAGACAGGGGAGUUGAAGGUCGAUCCGCCAACAAGCAAGGCGGGUGACCGUAUUGUGUUUCGCGCAGAGAUGGAUUUGAUCAUGGGCCUUACAGCAUGUUCGGCAUUACAAUCCAAUGGAGGAUCGUUCAAACCUAUUCAUUUCAGGAUAGAUGAUCACAAGCGUUGA
This is a messenger RNA of Exophiala bonariae, 624 nucleotides long. RefSeq lists its product as uncharacterized. The record is from RefSeq and is a predicted model, not a curated record. NCBI's taxonomy places the organism in Eukaryota, Fungi, Ascomycota, Eurotiomycetes, Chaetothyriales, Herpotrichiellaceae. The transcript has a single exon. The coding region runs from base 1 to 624 and encodes 207 amino acids.